AUGUCUGCGAACUUCGUUGAAUCUACUCAUGGUAAAAGACAACUAAAUCAUCUUGGCUAUCGAUAUUGUUUUAAACGUAAAAAUAUAAAUUCGGAAUACUGGGUAUGUGUACAAUGCAAAGCAACAGCAACAACUUAUCCAGAUUUAUCAGUCGUCGUACGUUAUAAUCACACACAUUUACCAGAUGAAUCUUGUGCAAAAAUAUUGAAAAUUAGAAAAUCGUUAAAACGUAAAAGUACUGCAGACGCAGGUCCAAUUGACUGUAUAGUUGAAGAAGCAUAUAAUAAUGCCAAUCGUCAAUCUUCAUCAACUGAUUUACUUACUAACUUACCACCACUGCAUAUAAUGAAAAAUAUAUUACAAAGACAUCGUCGGAAAAAUCGUCCACCAGUUCCACAUACAAUAGAACAAUUGCCAUUUCCAUUACCGGACACAUACUGUAAAACAACAAAUGGUGAAUCAUUUUUAUUAUAUGAUGGAUUACUUGCUGGCACUCGUUCACUCAUUUUCUCGUCAUACGGUGAUAUCGUUCAUCUAUCGCAACAAGAACAUUGGUACGGUGAUGGUACAUUUUAUACAUGUCCUUCAAUUUUUACCAGAAGUAUUAAUGGAACUUCUUCAGAAAACUGCGAUGGUGGUUCUAGUUUGUUUUUUUGA
Molecule: messenger RNA, 657 nt
Organism: Didymodactylos carnosus
Lineage: Eukaryota; Metazoa; Rotifera; Eurotatoria; Philodinida; Philodinidae
Source: the annotation of a GenBank genome assembly